Parathielavia appendiculata is the source of this 1180-nucleotide messenger RNA. RefSeq lists its product as uncharacterized. The record is from RefSeq and is a predicted model, not a curated record. The transcript is spliced from 2 exons. The coding region runs from base 296 to 1180 and encodes 294 amino acids. NCBI's taxonomy places the organism in Eukaryota, Fungi, Ascomycota, Sordariomycetes, Sordariales, Chaetomiaceae.
CGCAACGGUUCGAUGGCUGAUUGAUCUAACGCGGGCAAUCACGUCGUGCCCAAAGGUUUUGGUCUUAUCCGUCCUGCUGGCCUUUAAACAGCACUUUCCGCUCUCGAAAGAUGGUCCUCCGUCUGUGUUUCUGUCCUCCUUCCAUCCUUUGGAGUUCCCCAAGGUACAUAUAUACAACCGCAACGUGCCACCCCGUGGGACGUCUGCGAUACAUAAACCGGACGCCAAAACCAGUGCAUCAGUCCCUCGUCUUCGUCCCUCGAUUUCUCUCUUUCACCAACCAACCAACAGGACAAUGUGGUGGAUCGAAGCUAACCCAUCGGCGUGCAACGACCUGUCGGCGCUUGAGCGCAACAUCCCGCUGCAGAGCGGCGUGAGCAAUGGGCAGAGCUCGUCGUCCCAUGAGUUGGGUUGCGACCACCCGAGCGCAAACCCUACGCGCACCGCGCCGCCCGCCGACAAGGGCUACGAUUAUCGGGUGCUCCCGCCCACCAGAAAGCUGAACGGCCGCCAGUGGUUCCACCUGCUGUUCGUGCAAGGCGUCACCUCGAUGCUUAUCGCAGCGGCCCUCAACUUUGCCAUCGGCUACGCCAUGUACUCCUCCCCCCGCCCGCCCCCGGGCCCACCGCCACAGGGUUCGAUCCCGCCCUUCCUUUUCAGCCUGCCCGUGUCCAUAGUGGGCGACGCGGCGCUGAGUACAGUCUUCCAGACCCUGAUCACCUGGUAUGUCCUGAUAUACACGGUCAACUAUGCGCUCUCGCACGGCGAGCUCCAGCCCUACGCGCCCACCAGUGGGGUGCUCGCGCGCGAGCCGUCGAAAUGCGUCUUACGCUGGUUCCUGUUCCUCGACCACGACAACGCCAAGCACGGGAGCAGAGUGUUGGGCUUCGGCAGACGGGGCUUGUACCAGCAGGGCGCUCUCGUGCUGGCUGGGCUCGCGAGGGCGAUCAUUAUUUCCGCGGUGGCGUAUGGCCUCAUGAUUGGGCCGGCGAUUGGCAUCAUGGUUGCAGUGGGGACGCCGCGAAAUGGCGAUUGGGUGUAUCUGGGACGCUGGGACGGCACGAUCUUCAAGACCGUCUUUGGUGGUCUGAUGGGCUUGUGGAUGGCGCCUGCUCUCUCAUGGAUGUGGAUGGUGAGGGCCGGGUGGAUUGUCAGGAGGCACGAGAGCCUGCCUGCUUGA